AUGUCGUACCAUCGCAACGCUCCAACAGGCAUCAAGGUGCUCAUCGUUGGCGCCGGAUUCGCCGGUCUUACCGCAGCAAUUGAAUGCCACCGCAAAGGCCACGAUGUAGUCGUCCUCGAAUCAUUCCCUCAACUCAAGAUCCUAGGUGAUAUAAUCUCCUUCGGACCGAACAGCGGUCGCAUCUUUCAGAAAUGGGAGGGCGUUGAAGAGCAGAUGGAUCCCUUGUGCCACAACACUGAUCGUCUAAAUUUUGUGACGUGGGAUGGUGACUAUCUCCUUGCUCAGCGCUGGGAUGAAGAGGCCAGCUACGGGAAGAAAUUCAAUGGACACAGAGGCGAGAUUCACGAGAUUGUUUUCAAUCACGCCAAAGCUCGAGGGAUUGAUAUCCGCCUGGGACAGAGGGUGAUUGAUUACUUUGAGGAUGACAAGGUAGCCGGUGUUCUGGCCCGGAAUGUCGCAACCGGGGCCGAGGAGAGGUUUACAGCAGAUGUUGUCUUCCCAGCAGACGGUGUGCGAUCAGAGGGACGAAGAAUUGUUUUGGGAUACGAGGAUAAGCCGAUAUCGUCCGGUUAUGCAAUCUUCCGAUCAUGGUUCGAUUCUACAAAGUUGAAUUCUCCGCUGACCGACCAUUUAUGGAAAAAUGGAGAUACGCAUUGGGCUUGGAUUGGGCCUGAUGUACACUUUCUGGCAGCUUCCCUCAAGGGAGGUAAGGAUUUCAGCUGGGUGUGCACGCAUAAAGAUGACGCAGAUAUUGAAGAAUCUUGGUCCACCCCCGGCAAGAUCGAAGACUGCCUCAAAGUCGUCGAAGGCUGGGACCCAGUCGUACAAGAGAUCAUCAAAGCGACACCAACAGACUACCUCGUCGACUGGAAGCUCAUUUAUCGCGACCCCCUACCUACAUGGAUCAGCCCCAAGCAACGCAUUGCACUGAUCGGCGACGCUGCGCACCCAUUCCUCCCAACGUCCAUCCAAGGCGCGUCACAGUCAAUGGAAGACGGAGUCACACUUGCCGUUUGCCUUGAGAAAUGUGGAAGUGCCGCAAACGUCCGCGAAGCACUACAAGCUUACGAGAAGAUUCGCUAUGAACGAGUACUCAAGGCGCAAAAGACCGGCGAGACGACCCGGGACAAAUGGCACAAGGCUGAUAUAGACUAUGUUAAAAAACAUCCGGAAGUGGUCAAGUUGCAGCGGGAGCCUUGGUUGUUGAAUUUUGACUCCGAGGAGCAUGCCUACAAUGUCUAUGAUGAUGUUGUCGCGAAGCUUAGACAGGGGAAUAUGACGGGCGAGGAGAGCCAAGCGAUGCUCUAA
Messenger RNA from Talaromyces amestolkiae, 1308 nucleotides. RefSeq lists its product as uncharacterized. Gene Ontology annotation, molecular function: FAD binding; monooxygenase activity. Bases 1 to 1308 code for a protein of 435 amino acids. The transcript has 2 exons. The record is from RefSeq and is a predicted model, not a curated record. Lineage: Eukaryota; Fungi; Ascomycota; Eurotiomycetes; Eurotiales; Trichocomaceae. Gene Ontology annotation, biological process: secondary metabolite biosynthetic process.